Prunus armeniaca (apricot) is the source of this 2784-nucleotide messenger RNA. NCBI's taxonomy places the organism in Eukaryota, Viridiplantae, Streptophyta, Magnoliopsida, Rosales, Rosaceae. The record is from the annotation of a GenBank genome assembly.
AUGUUGCAGAUAAAGCCUCAAGCUCUGAACAGUGUUGUUUCUCAAACAAAAGCCAUGAGAGCUUCAACUUAUGAUAAGGUAUGCUCUCUAGCUUAUUGCCUUAUCUUGUAUGUUCAGCUGGUUUCAUCAUCAACCAUUGUUUUUGCUUCUGCCAUUUCUACUGAAACAGAUGCUCUUCUCAAAUGGAAAGCCAGCAUUGAAAACCAAACCCAGCUCCAAAAUCUAACCUCAUGGACUUAUCUUCCAAGUAACAAUGCCAUCAAUUCUUCAAGCAAUCCAGAAACAAAUGAAAAUCCAUGUAAUAUUUGGAGUGGGAUUUCCUGCAACACUGCUGGAAGUAUCAGCAAGAUAAACCUUACCAAGUUUGGUUUACAAGGUACACUGCAUGAAUUUUCAUUCUUGUCCUUUCCCAAUGUUGAAUAUAUUGAUCUUAGCAGGAAUAAGAUAUAUGGUGCCAUCCCACCUCAAAUCAGCUCCCUCUCCAAACUCAUCUAUCUUGAUCUCUCAGAUAAUAAGUUGUCAGGAAAAAUCCCACCAGAAAUUGGUUUCCUAACAAAUCUUCAGAACCUGUACCUAUAUACAAACAAGCUAAAUGGCUCAGUUCCUCAAGAAAUAGGCCAGCUUAAGUCUCUUGUUGUUCUAAAUCUCAUGGAGAAUAGACUCAGUGGUCCUCUUCCCACGUCAAUUGGUAAUUUGAGCAAAUUACAAUUUAUACAACUACGCGAUAACCAACUCUCAGGUUCCAUUCCUCAAGUGAUAGAAAAUCUCAUGAAUUUGGUUGUGCUGAGACUUGCCAGAAACAACUUCACUGGUCAUUUGCCACAGAACCUUUGUCGAGGUGCAUUGCUUGCAAAUUUCACUGCAAAUGGCAAUCGUCUCAUAGGUCGAAUCCCCGAAAGCUUGAGAAACUGCACAACCUUAUACAGAUUCCGCCUCGAUGGAAACCAACUCACUGGAAAUAUAUCUGAAGAUUUUGGUGUUUAUCCAAACUUGGAUUACAUAAAUCUAAGCAACAAUAGAUUUUAUGGUGAACUUUCACAUAAAUGGGGGAGGUCUCUGCAGCUAACAAACCUUGAGAUUGCAGGGAACAAUAUUACUGGCUCCAUACCACCUGAGAUUGGAAACUUGACUCAACUGCAUUUGCUUAAUCUUUCUUCAAAUCAUUUAGUUGGGAAGAUCCCAAUGGAAUUUGGAAGUCUGACUUCUUUGGUGAAGCUUAUAUUGAAUAACAAUCAGCUUUCUGGUGGUAUACCUCAAGAACUUGGAUCAUUGACUGACCUUGAGUAUCUUGACCUGUCCACUAACAAACUGAGCCAGUCAAUUCCAAGUAGCCUAGGGAAUUUUGUGAAAAUGCACCACAUGAAUUUGAGCUGCAACAAGUUGAGCCAUGGAACCCCAACUAAGUUGGGUAGGUUAGCACAGCUGUCUGUGCUAGAUUUGAGUCAUAAUUCUCUUGCUGAAGAGAUACCAACUGAAUUUAGCAAGUUGGGUAGCUUGGUGACACUAAAUCUCUCCCACAAUAACCUCUCUGGUGUUAUUCCAGAGAAUUUUAUGGAACUUCAUGGCUUGGAGUUUGUCGACAUAUCAUACAAUCAAUUAAGGGGUCCUAUUCCACACAACAAAGCAUUUCAAGAGGCUCCCAUAGAAGCAUUGCAAGGGAACAAAGCUUUGUGUGGCAAUGUUACAGGUCUACACCCCUGCAAUAAUAGUCCUGUUGAAAAGAAGCAUAACUCAAAAAUUGGUUUCAAAGUUCUGUACUGCUUGAUCAUGCUUCCUGUGUUGGGAGCAUUUAUGCUUACUUUCUAUGGAAUUUUUAUUACUUCGCGAAGAAAAAGGGAAAGCCAACAAGAAGAAAGUGACAUUCACCCAAAAGAAUUCGAAUUGCGUGCAAUAUCAAUCUUUGAUGGAAAAGUAUUGUAUGAAGAAAUUAUAAGAGCGACUGAGGAUUUUGAUGCUGCAUAUUGCAUUGGGAGGGGGGCAGUUGGAAGCGUAUACAAAGCAAAGCUGCCCUCAGAUGACUUGGUAGCUGUCAAGAAAUUCCACAUUCCAUGUGAUGGUGUGUGGAGAAAAGAAUUCUUAAACGAGGUAAGGGCAUUAACUGAGAUACGCCAUCGAAACAUUGUCAAACUUUAUGGUUUCUGUUCACAUGCACGGCACUCGUUUUUGGUUUAUGAGUACCUUGAAGGGGGUAGUUUGUUUUCAAUCUUGUGCAAUGAUGAAGAAGCUAGGAAAUUGGAUUGGAUUAAAAGGGUGAACAUCAUUAAAGGUGUGGCUCAUGGUUUAUCCUAUAUGCACCAUGAUGUGUCUCUGCCAAUUGUUCAUCGAGACAUAUCCAGCAAGAACAUUUUGCUAGACACUGAAUAUGAGGCUCGCAUUUCAGACUUCGGAACUGCUAAGAUUCUAGAUUAUGAAUCAUCAAACUGGACUGCGGUUGUAGGCACAAUUGGAUACAUAGCACCAGAGCUUGCUUACACAUUGAAGGUGACAGAGAAAUGUGACGUCUAUAGUUUUGGGGUGUUAGCUCUUGAAGUGAUUAAAGGAAAGUACCCUAGCAAUCUAGUGGGGUCUGUGUUGUCAUCUGCAAUCUGGGGAGGCAAAAUGUUGGGGGAUGUGUUGGACGAUCGCCUUGCGCAUCCCACUGGUAAAAUUCUGGAUGAAGUUGUUACCAUCCUAAAGCUAGCAGUUGCAUGCUUACAUGAAAAUCCAGAGUUAAGGCCUACCAUGCAUGACAUUUCUUGUAACAAUACAAAUCUCCCAUACACAGAAAGACAAAUAGAGGGUUAA